This is a messenger RNA of Branchiostoma belcheri (Belcher's lancelet), 3486 nucleotides long. Its product is annotated as mucin-5AC-like. The transcript is spliced from 6 exons. Lineage: Eukaryota; Metazoa; Chordata; Leptocardii; Amphioxiformes; Branchiostomatidae. The record is from RefSeq and is a predicted model, not a curated record. Bases 1 to 3486 code for a protein of 1161 amino acids.
AUGGUACAACCAGAGCCAUCAACGGCACCAUACACAACUGUACCACCGACUACAGAGGUGACUCCAGAGAUAUCAACUACAGAAGGUAUACCAGCGUCAACAUUUGUAGCAGUCACAACUGACCCACCGACUACAAGAGAAAGAUCAGAAUCAUCAACGAUAGUGAUCACGACUGUACUACCAUCCACAGAGGUACUACCAGGGUCAUCAACUGUGGUAGCCACGACUGUACCUUCAUCUACAUGGGACAUGCCAGAGUCAUCAACAGUAGCCAUCACGACUGAAGUGCCGACUACAAAGGUUGUACCAGAGUCAUCAACUAUAGCACUCACGACUCUGCCCCCGACUACAGAAGCAUUGCGAGAAUCAUCAACGGUACCGGACACGACUGUCCCACUGACUACAGAGACAAUUUUAGAAUCAACUGUAGUAGCACUACCAACUACAGAAGUAAUAUCAGAGUCAUCAACUGUAGCCGUGACGACUGAAUCACCAACUACAGAGGUACUAUCUGAGUCGUCAACUGUGGAGGUGACGACUGUACCACAGACUACAGAGGUAAUACGAGAGUCAUCAACAAUACCAGGAACGACUGUAUCACCAACCACAGAGGUAUCAACAGUACAAGUCACGACUGUACCGACUACAGAGUCAUCAACGGUAGCAGUCACUACUGCACCUUCGACCACGGAACCAGUAACAACUGUACCUCAAUCUACAGAGACAAUGUCAGGGUCGUCAACUGUAGCAGUCACAACUUUACCGCCAACUACAGAGGUAACAGAGGGAGCAUCAACUGUCGGCUUUACGACUGUACCGCCAACUACAGAGGUCACGACAGUGUCUCAAACUACUGGAGUACCAACUACAGAGCCUACAUCUGUAGCAGCCACAACUGGAGUACCAACUACAGAUCCUACAUCUGUAGCAGACACAACUGUACCAUCAACUACAGAGCCUACAUCUGUAGCCACCACAACUGGACCAAAAACUACAGAUCCUACAUCUGUAGCAGCCACAACUGGACCACCAACUACAGAGGUAACAUCUGUAGCAGCCACAACUGGAUCACCAACUACAGAGCCUACAUCUGUAUCCACUACAACUGGACUACCAACUACAGAGCCAACGUCUGUAGCCACCACAACUGGACUACCAACUACAGGGCCUACAUCUGAAGCAGCCACAACUGGACCGCCAACUACAGAGCAAACGUCUCUAGCAGCCACAACUGGACUACCAACUACAGAGCCAAACGUCUGUAGCAGCCACAACUGGACCACCAACUACAGAUCAUACAUCUGUAGCAGCCACAACUGGACCACCAACUACAGAGCCUACAUCUGUAGCAGUCACAACUGGAUCACCAACUACAGAGCCUACAUCUGUAGCAGUCACAACUACAGAGGCAAUACCAGAGUCGUCAACUGCAGCACUCACGACUGUACCACCAACUACAGCGGAUCAGUCAGAUGUGGAACUACAGUGAGUCCCACCACCACAGGGCUGGCUCCGUCCACCGGAGCACCAAUGACGACAGUUCCCAACAUCACGGAAGCUCCGACCACUAGUUCGUCCCUGACCACAGCAAAGACCACGGCGCCGGCUACUUUGGGGCCCUCGACAAUGGCGUACACUACAGAAGAAACUUCUGUGGAUACCACCAGGAACCCGCUGGCCACAACUACUGCUGCAGGAGAAGCCACAUCAGAAGAACCGAUGACGUCCACUGUAGGAGCGUCCACAGGAGAUACCACCAGGAACAUAUUGAGUACCGCGGCAAAGCAGAUCACAACCGAUCAACCAACGACCGACGUCACAUCAAAGCAGACAACAGGUCAGCCUCCGACUGAGUCUCCGACUACAGGACCAACAUCUCAGCAAACCUCGGGACACGAAACAACGACGUUUACGCCUAAACCAUCCACAAUGGAUGCCACGACAAACCCAUCGACCACAAGUCCUGCUGCGGCAGAAACUACCACGGAUCAGACAACAGCAGACACCACAUCAAACCAACCAACAAGCCCACCUUCGACUGAGUCCUCCCCGACGAGGUCUUCACCGCAGCUGACUACCAUGGAACCAACCACAAACCCAACAACGGCUACAACUGCAGAGUAUUCAACGACAACCCGUACUACUGAAGAAUUGAGAACGACAACUUUGGGAAAGGAUGGAGCUACGACUGAAAUCCCAGGCGACGUGACCACGGCAGCGCUCAGUCCGCAGCCUCCAAUUACAACCGACGAGAUGAUGACCACUGAAAGUGCAGGGUCUGUAACAACAAUGCCGGUUACGACAACAUCUGGCUUCAGUACCGAAAAUCAGCAGACUACGACGCCUUCGAUGAAACCUUCGACUACAUCGGGUGCGGCAGAAACGACUGGUUCGCCCUCGACUACAGCAGAACCUCAAACAACGGCCCUCAUCACAAACGUCCAGACCAGUACCGCCAUCCUCACCCUCGAGAGAGCAACUACGGCGGGAUCUAGUACUGGACCAACUACGGCCACCCCCGAACAGCUCACAUCGACAUCUGCUGUACCAAAGCAGCAAACGACGGAGGAAACGCCAUCUAAUGUGAAGACCACCUCAGUGUACUCCACAGAAAUGGCUCCAACAACCAAUCCACCGGUUUCGACCAUGAUGAAAUCUCCUACCACAGAAGAAAUGCUGUCAUCACUCUCCACCACAGCGGCCACUACUGAACAGCCUACAGUCACUGGACCCAUAACAACGGGACAGAAGGCUACAACAGAGCAAAGUACUGCAAAGCUGUCACCAACUACGUCUAAAUCUUCAAUCCAAACGAUGAUGCUUGAUGAAACCACUUCGACAAAACCCGCAACGACCGUGACCACUUCUGCUGUUGACGCUAUGGCCACAGAAACAACGGCACUGCUCCCCACCACACUUCAGAAGAUCUACAGCAGCCUGCUUUCGUCGACACGUCACAAACUAACGGCGCCUCCAGACCUGCCAACAACUGCUCAAUCUGACGUCGUCACUACUGUCUAUGAAGCGACAGACACGACUGUGUCAGAAGCUGCCACCACGACUCCAGCCGCCCCACGGUCAAGUCCGACACCUUCAAGACCUGUGUUACCGUACAGUACCUCAAAUGACACAGACAGGUCCAACACCUUCGGCAUCAGCGACAACCUCUACCGCUUCACAGAUGACCACAGGUCCCACGCCAUCAGCAUCAGCUACACCCUCUACUACUUCACAGGUGGCCACAAGUCCCAGGCAUUCAGCAUCAGCUGCAGCCACUACCACUACUCAGAUGAUGACACAGACAGGUCCAACACCAUCAACAUCAACGUCGUCGACCUUGACUCGCAUCCUCUCAACGACUGCACAGGUCUCAGCGUCGACAGAAAAUACAACAAUGAUGAAUGUGUCAACUUCAACACCGUCACCAACAUCGCCAGAAAACACAACGAUGUCGAACAUGUCAAAUACAACACCGACAUCGACUAA